Pleuronectes platessa (European plaice) is the source of this 2529-nucleotide messenger RNA. It is a transcript of the gene casc3, whose product is annotated as casc3 exon junction complex subunit. NCBI's taxonomy places the organism in Eukaryota, Metazoa, Chordata, Actinopteri, Pleuronectiformes, Pleuronectidae. Gene Ontology annotation, molecular function: mRNA binding. Gene Ontology annotation, biological process: mRNA processing. The record is from RefSeq and is a predicted model, not a curated record. Gene Ontology annotation, cellular component: exon-exon junction complex.
AUGGCGGACCGGCGGCGACGGAGGAGGCGCGCGUCCCAGGACAGCGAGGACGACGACGGGUCCGGUUCGGGUUCGGACAGCGGGAGGUCGGCCUCCCCGACCACCAAGAGCCGGGCGAAAGAGCCCGAGCCAGCGGAGGUCCCGGUGGUUCGACCCGAGGCCAAGAACAACGUGGAGUCUGAAUGUGAGAGUGAAGAUGGAGUGGGAGAAGCUGUCCUGUCCGACUACGAAAGUGCAGAUCCUGAGGACAACGGCUCCCACUCAGAGGGAGUGGAGGAGGAAGAGGAGGCCGAGAGCGACGAAGAAGCCCCAGCAGCAGCCAGCGAGUCAGAGCCUCCGGCGCCCAGCGACCCAGCACCGGGAGAGGAGGGGGAGCAGGUAGAAGACAAUGAGGAGCAGCAGCAGGAGGAGGAGGAGGAGGAGGAGGAGGAACAACAACAACAGCAGCAGCAGCAACAGCAGCAGGAGGAGGAGGAGGAGCAGCAGGAGGAAGAGCCAGAGAGGGAGGACGGGGGUGAGAGGACGGAGGAGAGCAAAGCUGAGGAGAAGGAAAACCUCAGCGGAGAGAGACAGAGCGGCGACGGACAGGAAUCCACAGACGACCCAGAAACGAAGGUGGGGGGGACACCGGGUCAAAAGCUUGACGAUGACGAGGACAGAAAAAACCCGGCGUACAUCCCCAGGAAGGGUUUGUUCUUCGAGCACGAUGUCCGAGGUCACGCUCAGGAGGAGGAGAGACCUAAAGGUCGGAAAGGGAGGCUGUGGAAAGACGAGGGUCGCUGGGAGCACGACAAGUUCAGGGAAGAAGAACAGGCGCCCAAGAGCCGCGAGGAGCUCAUCGCCAUCUAUGGUUAUGACAUCAGAAACGGCGGCGGCCCAGGAGACCGGUCGUACAGACAGCGCCGGCCAAGACAGAGUGUGUCCCCCAGCAGAGACAAACGGUGGAAGGAGGGGGGGGGGGAGCGAGCAGUCCGAUCCUGGCAAGGAGGAGGUGGAGGUCAGAACAGAGUUCCUCCACCUUCAUCCAUCCACACCUCCACAUCAUCUUCCUCCAUCCCUCUCUCCUCUGCUCAGCGCAGCAACAACCCCUCCCGACCGCCACCCCCCCGCAGCAGACCAUCGUACCAGAGUCAGAUGCACCUCCCACCUCAAUCCCACUACAGGAAUGAUGAAUCAAACGCACCCCAGAUGCAUCGAGAGAGACAGGGCCCGACAGCUCAGUCGGAGCGUGCAGGCGACAGGGGUGUGGUCAGCAGAGGAGGGCGUGGUGGUGGAGGAAGGGGCGGUCCCUACCUGGUCAUGAGAACAGUGGGCAGCCAACCGGGUGUUGAGGAGAAGGACCUGAGCUCCAGCGCUGUGAAGCCUUUUCAGUCUGCUUCACCCAGACGACAGCAGAAGGAACAACGAGGCGGUGCCGACCGCUCUGUGUCUGGAUCGGCUGCCUCCACCUCUGACCCCCCCCUUCAGUCCUCAUCAGUGGCCAAUAGGGAAGCCUCUCCUCCCACAGAGCGGCCGGUGGAGCGUAAAUCUUACGCGCUGGCUCGCAGGACUCGCUCUCGUCCCACAGACCUGGGAAGCAAACAGCCGUCGGUGGACGAGACGACAGUGAGCGGGAACGCCUCGUCCCUCAGCGCGGGAGGGAGGAGCUGGACGGGAGACACACCGGGUCAGACAGGAAGUGGAGGGGGAGGGGGAGGGGAGCUGGCCGAGCUGGACGCAGACGUGGCUCGGCUCAGUCUGGCCGGACAGAGCUGGAACCAGAGUCCCACGUCCUACAUCCGCUCUGAGAUGAGAGGCCUCCCCAGCCCCCUGCACAUCCCCGGGCCCCCCCCCCAGUUCUCCAGCAUGGAGGAGAUGGGCGUCGCCACUAAUCGGGCCAAACGCUACUCCUCCCAACGCCAGAGGGCUGUACCUGAGCCGGCUCCGCCCAUGCACCUGGGAGUGAUGGACGGACACUACUACGAACCCAUGUCGUACCAGGGACCGAUCUAUGCUCAUGGGGAUGGCCCCCCCCCCAUCCCACCACAAGGCAUGCUGGUGCAGCCUGAGAUGCACCUCCCCCACCCUGGUCUCCACCCACACCAAUCAGGUGCCCCGAUCGCUAACCCCGCCCUCUACGCCGGCCCACCUGUGUCUCUGUCACCAGGGCAACCGCAGCAACUCCUGCCCCCUCCUUUCUACCCUCCACCAGGGGUCAUGACCUUCCCUUACCCCGCCAUGUACCCCACCCCACAGGCUCAGGCCCAGGUGACCUAUGGAGGUGUGACGUACUACGACACGAUGCAGCAGCAGGCUCAGCCCAAGCCUUCGCCCCCCCGCCGCACGUCCCAGCCCGUCACUGUCAAGCCCCCCCCACCAGAGGUGCCCUUUGCCUCAGAGUGACCCCGCCCCUCGUCCCCCCCGCCACCCGUCUCAGCCUCACUCUGAACUGAAAACCACAGGUGAGCACGUCUUCACUGGUGUCCUGCGCUGAGACUGGGGGGGGGGGGGUCAUGGUGGCUUAACUGGUGGUGACCUCUGUUAUGUCUG